CAGUCUGGCGUACCAAAACAAAUCAUCCAUCGUUCCGUGCAAUGCGAUCCCACGCCGCCUUACGGCUCUCUCAGCAAGUUUGUGUGAGCCAGCCUGUGAUAGUGUUCAUAGAAAGACUGAAGUUUACAGAUGUGAGGAAUGGUGUCCCGGUGCGAUUCAUGCAGGAGAGAGCACCUAAAUAACGAGCGACUCGCCGGCGGUGGAGCCGAGCGUUAACCCGCGAUCAACAGGACGCUCGCUCCGGUCUGUCCCGACAGACAGCAGCGUGGUUUGGAUGAGCUCAGAUCCCAACCAGCUCACACACAGGUUGGACACACAGACGGCUGCUUGAAGUUGACGAAAAGAGUCUGGCUCCACCUCCUUUCAUAUGAUAUGACAUCACUCUGCGGUUACCACAGAAACCAGGGCUCCACUGCAGACGGUUGACAGCCAAGCAGGUGGUGCGAUGGCUGCCCAGGUUGAGGUUGAUGCUGGGCGGCCAUGUGUGGUUGGGAGUCGUCUGCACCUUAGCCCUCUCAUAGACUCUAGCAACAAGAGCUUGAAGGAGAGUUCAGGUGGCACCCAGGUGCCACUUAUUUUUCCCUCGGAGCCUAACAAACCUGCCCCGGGUCCCAAGCCUAGACUCACCCCAAAACCUUUCACUGUGGAGAAAAAUCCUACUAUACGCCCCAUUCUUGCUCCUAAACCACAGCCAAAACCUGAACCCAGUAGACCAGUUUCCUCCAAACCAGACCUGCCCAGCACACCUAAACCACAGCCAGUCAGUAAACCCAGUGUACCACCUGCCUUUAAAAUGGGCCCGAAGCCCAGUGGGCAAACAAACAAACCUGUGGCACAACCCUUUAAACUAGCACCUACCAUCGCCUUUACGGAUUCCAGCAAAUUUAGAACAACCCAAACCGGGGAUGUGCUGAGAAGAACAAGCUUCGGAGCCUCACCAGCUCGACCCAAAACUGAUUUUCAGGCUUCCACUCCUGGUGCUGAAUGGCCUUUUGCUUCUCGGAAGAAACAGCCUGGCCCUUCAAUCACUCGUGCUAAAUCACUGGGCUUUCUCUCAGAGAUCGGACUGAAUAAUGAGGAGAGUAAAGAGGAUUCUGGUGCCAAUGAUGAGUGUUCUACUGUUCUUUGCCCCGAAUCUAAAGGUUCAAGACCCAGACCGGUUUCAGCUGCGUUCCUCCAAAACCCCACUAUGUCUGAGUUUCAGGUUGUAUCCCCUACACCUGCUCCUCGUUGGACAAAAGGACGACCCCUUUCAUCUGAUCUUACCUCAAAGUUUGAGUCAAUUGGGCUGUCCCUAAACCGGCGACCUACCAAGGAGGACGGCAAAGAAAACACUCCUCAAAUGCCAGAGGGUGUUGGAGCUAAGACUCAAGAGAAAGAACACAGUGCUAAAAAGGCAGAAGGGUCAAAAAAGUCCCCUGUGCUUGAGAAAAGGACUCAAAAGAUUGAAUCAAAAGAUGAGGACUCCAAGAAUGACUCUAAACCUGAGGAGACAGGAGGUAGCAGUAUAAAGAGACGCAUUAGUCUACUCUUGGACUCUUCUUCCUCCUCCUUCUCAGUGACACGUGUGGAUACUCCAGAGACUGAGCCACGCUCACCGGGGCGGUCUGUCUCUGAUACUGAUGGAGCGGUGGGGGUGAAACAGCGAAUCAAAGAACUGACCGAAGAAGUGCCUACUACGCUGUCACCACCCCAGAAGCCACAAUAUAAGCCACGUACCCUAGUAUCUGACCGCACUAAAAGAUUUGAAGCAGAGCUUGAAAGCCAUAGUUCCUAUGAGCUCAAAGGCCCCCAGCAGGUUGAAGAUGAUCUCAACAAAAAGUUUGAUUACUCCACGAUUGAAGGGCAGUUCACUAAACAGGAGGACAGGAAAGCAUCAUCACUAGGUGUUCAAGACUUGCCUACCAACUCUGGUUUUGAUAGGGAUGGAGUGCAAACACUGCGAGCGUCUAUGUUCGAGCAUGUGGUGGAAAGGCAUAAUGUUCAAGUGAUGGAGGAUAACAUUUCACAAGACCCAAGAGCACAGCAGGAAAGCACAAUUAAACCCAUGCCCAGGAGAAAGCACUCUUUGCGUUUUCAAGGUAACACCUUUAAAGCUCUUGAAGAUGAUGAUCCUGGUAGUUUGGUCAAAGCAACCUAUAGAGAACAAGUUUCUCCUUCCAGCCCUGUAUGUGUGGAGCAUGUCUUUGACACUGUGGCUUUGUUUGGAGAGAACCGUGCUGUUAGUGAGGAUUUGCCAACUGCUUCCCUUGAGGACAGAGCUCACACACUGCGUUCUCGGCGAUCAGCUCCUCAAGGUAAAGAGGACAGACCUACCUAUGAGAUAAGAAACCUGCUAAUGGAUGAAGCAGCCACUCCACGUUACCUCAGAGUAGGGGCAUUACCGAAAUGGACUGCCACCGAGGCAGACAGAGAGAUUGAAUCUCAGAUGGAGCAACAGAAAGAGAUGUUGAGAAAGAUGGAAGAAGAGAUACAGAGGCAGACAGAAUUGCAUAUGGCUGCAGCAGCAGCAUUGGAGGAAGAGGAGGAAGACAGCGAAGCAGAAAGAAAGAAGCAGUUAGAAGCACAAAGAAUCAGAGAGAGGGAGCGAGAGGAAGUUGCAGCACCCAAACGGCCUAAGAUGCUAGAAGCCGAAGAGCAAAUGAACAAACCUAGAGCCACUUACUUUGCUCUGACUGGUCAGAUUCAAGAGCCUGUGCAUAAAGGUGAGAGAGUGGAUGAGGAAGCAAUCUUAGGGAGCGUUAAACAAAGGAUGAAGGAGGUUCCGUUUGAUGAUUUCACUGUUAGAUCAGAGCAGUGGGGUCCUCAGAAUCCAAUUGCUCCAUUUAGAAGAAAUACUUCAUUGGAAGCUGCAGUGCAGAGAGAUUCGCAAGAGGAGCUGUAUAAAAAUGACACUGGACCAAGAACAGAUCACAGGUUAGAAGACAGGGAACGGCAAAAAGCAUUCAGGGAGGAGAUGGAAAUAGAGAGACAAAGACUAGCAGAGUUUGAAAAGGUGAAGGAAUUGGAAAGGCAGCAAGAAAUUAAGAAACAGAGAGAUUUGGAGAUUGAGAAACAAAAAAUUGAAAGGGAGAAAAAGAAAGAAAUUGAGAAAGAGAAAGAGAGACAAAAGGAGUUGGAAAGACAGAGAGAGCAAGAGAGGGAGAAUCAAAGGGAGUUGGAAAGACAAAGGGAAAUUGAACGCCAGAAACGAGAAAAGGAGCGACAGAAACAAAUUGAAUAUGAGCGAAUGAAGGCUGCAGAAAGAGAACUAGAGCAGCAGAGAGAGUUUGAGAGGCAACGACAGAAAGAGUUUGAACGAGAGCAAGAGAGAAUGCUUGACCAAGAGAGGCUUAGGCUUAGAGAAUUUGAAAAACAGAAGGAAAUGGAGAGAGAAAGAAAGAGACAGCUGGAGUUGGACAGACAAUGGGAAAUCGAAAGACAAAAGCAGAGAGAACUUGAAAAACAAAGAGAGAUGGAGAGGCUAAAGGAGUUAGAAAGACAGCGAGAAUGGGAGAGGCAACGAGAGUUGGAGAAACAGAAAGAGCAAGAGAGGGAAAGACAGAGACAGUUGGAAAGGCAGAGAGAACUGGACAGGCAAAGGGAACUUGAGAGGCAACAAGAGUUGGAGAGACAACUGGAGAUUGAAAGACAGAGGGAGACUGAAAGGCUAAAAGAACUUGAAAGACAGACACAGAGAGAGCUGGAGAUUGAGAAAUGGAAGCGACAGAAAGCAGAGGAGAGGGAGACCAAGAAAGAGCUGGAAGAACUUGAGAGGAUCAAGGCGCUUGAGCGACAACAGCUUCUUGAUUUUGAGUUGCAGAGACAGCGGGAAAAGCAACUCCAGCAAGAGCAAGCGAAACGGAGAUCAAAAAAAGAACGAGAAGACAGACAAAAGCUGUCUGAACGGCAGAGAGCAUCAGGAAGGCAUCGGAUGGAGACAGAGCAAGAGAAGUCUAUACCUACAUCUCCGCUUCGGCCAAAAGUUCUAGAUCUGGAUGCAGUGUCUCUUGGUUUUAGGACUGGUCGAGACAGCCAUGAGAAUAGCCCCACAGCCCGAUGGAAGCAGCCCUCACUUCAUCCUAAUGAGCUUUACAAACCUGGCAUCUUAGAUAUUGAUUCAUUCAGGAGUCAAACCCAACCUGAUACCUUCUCUUCAACUGGAGGUUUAGAGUCAGGAAGUGUUGGUUCAGUGAUUCAAGCUCGUCCACAGGCCACACAACCAAAUGUUCUCCAACCACAAACAGCAUCUCAAGUUCAGUCUCCUCCUCAGUCCCAGUUUCACCCUCAGUCCCAGGCUUUCUUCCAGCCCUCCCCAGCAGAACGUAUGAGAACUCAACUCCCGCCACCCCUGCAACCUCAAAUUCUGCAUCAAACCCAACCUCAUUCAUUGCCGUUUGCUAGAGAAAGACCUAGGCCACAAACACACUCAUUGAUUGAGACCUCAGAUUGGCCCUUUGGUGCUCAGCAGUCAAAUAAUGCUUGGGGACAUACUAAAGCAGAGUUGGCUGUAGAUGAGCCCCUUUGGGUAUCAGCCAUGGAAGGAUCCAGAAGACCAGUUAGCACCAGACCUGGUGGCCUUGAGCAGCAACUCUUGAGUCAUGAGGAUAGAGGUUCAAUGAACAUUUUGACACCCAGUUCAGCCUCUUCCAUGAGUCCAGUCUUCACUCCUGUACUGCAUCCCAAUAUUGCACCACCCAUGGUUCCAAUUCAAACUCCUGUGCCGACUGCACAACCAGGUCUUGGACCAAUUCAAACUCCUAUGCUGACUGCACAACCAGGUCUUGGACCAAUUCAAACUCCUAUUCUGACUGCACAACCAGGUCUUGGACCAAUUCAAACUCCUAUGCUGACUGCACAACCAGGUCUUGGACCAAUUCAAACUCCUAUUCUGACUGCACAACCAGGUCUUGGACCAAUUCAAACUCCUAUGCUGACUGCACGACCAGGUUUUGGAACAAUUCAAACUCCUGUGCCGACUGCACAACCAUGUCUUCGUCCCUCUGUAGCCCCUAUACUGACCCCAGAGAGAUGCUGGACCUCAGAACCUUUGAAUGUGGGGUCAAGUGGAGCUUUGGUUCCUCCUCCCACAAAGCCAUUAGUUAAGAAAGAGACUUCAGUACCCACUAGUCAUGUUGCAACCUUCUCUGUCACUGAUCCUAUAUGGAGUCCAAACUGGGAGCUGGCUUCCCAGGGACAGAGAGAGAACCGUGCCUCGCACAGGGACAAAGUACAACAGAAACGUUCAAGGAGUAUGUGUCGAAGAUCUGCCCCCACGGAAAGUUCUGCUGAUGGUCCGCUUACCCACGUGAGAACUCGCAGAAGUCGCAGUGCACACAAAGAAAGAAGUGGAGAGACCUCGGAGCUGGUAAAGCAGUGUGGUAGUGGACCGGAGGAGAAUAAAGAUACAGACAAUCUGGUGCAGGAGACCGACAGUCAGUAUGGCACAUGGGAGACAGGACUCCACACAGAUGACAGCCUCACUCCAGCUACACCUUCAUCUGAUGACAACCUCACCCCAUCUCCACGGAAGCCCACCCCACCCCACACGGCCGAACAGCCCCUUCUCUUCGACACGCCAGAUGGCUUGACCACAUCUCCUCAAAAGCAGAUAGAGCUCCCAUUCCCAGAGACCCCCACAACACUGUUAGACUCUAGUGCACUACGUGCCAGGGUCAGCCUGAACAAGAAGAGCACUCGCAGAGCCCUGCCCUCUCGAGCCGCCCGUCACAGCGCCCUCUUAUCACAAGUACCCGAGGGAACCGGAGCAGAUGAUGAAUGGCACUAUAAGGACUCAACAGAGGAGAAGACGGGCUCUUCUAAGCAGGGUGAGGAGUCAGACUCUGAGGAGCAGGCCAAGGGAAUUGAAUCCUGUACUUCCUCCAUGUCUCAGCCUCAGAGAGUGGCACUCUUCCCUGGCAUGGACCCAUCUGCUCUCAAGGCUCAGCUAAAGAAGAGAGGAGAGUCAGACAAUCAGACAGACGGCCCUUCACCCUCUCAGCUCUCACGCUCACCCAAAUCUCCGUUCUUGCCUCGAGCCGCCCGUGUGCUGCCUCCUGCUGGCGGUAAAGAGAAUGGAGAAGAGUCCUCACCUCAGUGGCUGAAAGAACUAAAGACUAAAAAACGUUUGAGUCAGUAUGAAAACGACAGUACAGCCUGAACAAGCAGGAUGCCUUAUAACUGCAGUAUCUGUAGCUGUAACUUGUGACAGAAGCCUUAACCUUUGACCUGGAGUUGACGGGAAUUCUGCUGCUGCUGACUACAACAUCAUUCUGUUUCAUUGGUUUUUCUGGCCUUCCUCUCCAGCCUGAGUCGUGUACAUGUGCAUGGUGCCUUUCUAAAAGAUUUCUUACUGACAUAAAGGGUGAAGCAGAGAUCUGUGUGUGAAGUGUGUGUCCACGUAUGCGUUGUCGAGUUUCUCUUCAGCUCUUCGUCACACGAGAGAAUUAUUUUUGCAUAGAGCCACUUUAACCUCUAGCGAGCGAGAGAUCAUCCUUUAUAGUGGAACUGUGGGACCACACGCACCUACGAGUAACCUGAAGUGCUUCAUAUAACUGGAGUAUGAUGUUGGUUUAUUUUUACCCUUGUAUGUUCAUAUUAGCACAGCUUUCAUGCUGUUUGUUUGUUUGUUUGUCAUAUUCUCAUUGUUUUUGUUCAGUUGAUGGUUAUAGGUAUCAGUUGCACAUGCAUUUCCAUAGGCGAUCACAAUUUUAUUUCUAAACUUUAAUAGUCGACAAAUCAAAGCUGAGCUGUCUGUAUAGAAAGUGUAUUUAGUUAUGAUGAAAUGUUAAUCACAGAAUGUUAUAUUUGUAUUAAUGUCGGUUUGAAAGGAAAAUGGUACAUUUUUAAUUAUCAUGAGUUAAAAUUCAAGAACAGCGGUCCCUGUAUGUGUGUUGAUGUGCGUGUGGAAUCCUGUUUGGAUGGGCCACUGAAUGAAUUUAGUUCAUCAUUUGUUUGCACAUGUCUACACUCCUAAUAACUCGUUUUUUUUUUUUGUUCAGAUUUGAGACAUUCAGACAUGCAAAGGUCUGUGUGCUGCCUCAGUUUGUCUAGCUUUCACCGUUCCAUCAUAUCCUCCAUCAUGUUUGAAUCCAUAAUAAUAUCAUGAUUGGAAAAAUUGCGCAUGUACAAUCAGUCAUUUCCCUUUACGCUCUUCUUUUUAUCCCAAUACUUUACUUGCUUAAACAAUGGGCCAAAAAUGGUAAUGGGAAAUUGCACAAUCAGCAUAUAAAUCUGUUUUUCUUCCCUUAUAAGAUAAUGAAUUAAUACAGAAGGGAAAAGUUUCAUUUGUGUCCCUCACUCUUGGUUACACACGUCUUUGAGUUCUUCUCUUUUGUUUACUAGUUUGCUUAAGGGAAAUUUGAAAUGUCAAAGUACUGUAAACAUUGUUCACAUUACAUUGCACACUUGUUACGGUAUUUAAAAAAAAAAAAACCGCUGGGCCACUCCCACCUAACAAGCACUAUUCACCUGUUAAUGAACAGCGGUUCUGACCAGUAGUCACUUUUGUAACGCAUGUGACUUCACACGUGACGUCAAUGUUGUGAUGUUGGUAUGCUGACGGUAUGUGAGUAAUGUGUCCUACGUUUUUUUAUUUUUUAUUAUCAGCUUCUUUUCAUUGUCUGCCUAUCGUUGUUAUAGUCUGUUUAAGGGUAAUUUGUCCUUUUUAUUUUAAAUUUGACUGUAAAGAUGUUUAUUGCACUGUUGUAAUGCCAGUGUCUAA
Messenger RNA from Sinocyclocheilus anshuiensis, 7702 nucleotides. RefSeq lists its product as uncharacterized. NCBI's taxonomy places the organism in Eukaryota, Metazoa, Chordata, Actinopteri, Cypriniformes, Cyprinidae. The transcript is spliced from 13 exons. Bases 446 to 6139 code for a protein of 1897 amino acids. The record is from RefSeq and is a predicted model, not a curated record.